CAAGCACGAUAAGCGUCACGUUUCAAACAUGGGUGAUACCGGUCACGCGGAUAUGUUGCCCGUCGAUACCGCGCGGUUGACAACCGAUUCUGGCUUCAGCGAAUUGCUGAGGUCAGCAGAGCAACUGUCCGCAGCCGUCGAGGGAAACGAGGAUUUGCCGCAGGUCGAAAGAAAUCUUCGACAGCUAUUAGAGGCAUCCAAUGAACUGUGGUCUCGUGUUACACAGACUAGCACCCAGGACAACGAAGCACAGGCCCAUGUCUUAUUAGGCUCGCGAGGAAUAGACUUGUCUCAAAUCUCACAGAAGUUAAAUUCCCUUAGUGCAAGACGCACAUUUGAGCCUUUGGAUCCCAUUGCAGAUACUGACAUUGUCAGUUAUCUUAGGAAUGAAAAAGAAAAUGCGAUUCUCUCCAUUAUUGAGCAGGUCCAUAAGGAUACAUUUGAGCUUACUAGAGCUCAACAAAUGGAACAUAUGCUUGGCGAAUGGAAGCAAAUGCGUUUUGAGAUAAUAAAUGCCAUGACCGCUCCAUCCGGUGAGCUGGUGGAUUUGCGUGGAGCACCACAGCGUACAAAACUAGCUGGUUCAAUGAUCAGUGGUCUAUCCAGUAUAGAAGUCGCAUAUGUAAAAGAAUUGAAGAAUUAUAAUGAUCAUGUACUUAGAGGUAUAACACGGCCCAGUUUAUUCAACACAUUUUGCAAAGCUGCUGAGUCUUUUGACGACAAGAAGAUCGUCGAUUUGUGGCAAAUGGUGAAAUGUAUGGUCGAUAUUCCACCGACACCUAGAGGAGAUCAGAUUAAAUCCAGAAGCAGUUCUGCAAUUGAACAGAAAAUUGUUUUGCAAGCCAGAAAGUAUCUAGAGAACAGAUAUAGAGAGUUUAUGAACUCCAUAAUCAAUGAAAAUUUAAUGCAGGCGAAACGAGGUGGCGUUCCAGGUACCAUACCUCUGGUCAAAAGCUUUGUGGGUGUCAAAGUACAAAAUCUGAGGGACUUGGAGGAUGUUAUGGUCAAAGACAAUUAUGGCUCGACACCGUUGUGGCCUUUAGUAUAUUAUUGCAUGCGAUCCGGAGACUAUAAAGCUGCUCUGCAGUGUUUGAGCCAAUGCCGUGCAGAAUACCCAGAGUUUAAAGCAGCUCUUGAGGAAGCUUGCGACGACCCGCAACAUCAUCCGAGUAGCCGCGCUGAGUCUCUUCUAAAAUUGCAUUACAGAAAACAGGUGCGAUCAGUCACUGAUCCGUACAAAAGAGCGUCUUAUUGCGCAUUGGUUCCUUGUGAGCCAGAUGAUUUGCAUUCUGAAGUGAUAUUUACAGCCGACGAUUACUUGUGGUUAAAGUUGUGUCAAGUGAGAGAUCAGGCAGAUGUUGAAAAUAAACUGACACUGGAUUACUUGCAGACCACAAUUUCAGAAAUAUACGGAGAAACUUAUUAUCACGCUCACGAACAACCAUUCUUGUACUUCUCUAUGCUAUUCUUGACCGGACAGUUCGAAGCGGCCAUAGAAUUCUUAGCUACUGGCGCUGGAGCGAGACAUCUACCGCAUGCGGUACAUCUGGCAGCCGCGAUGCACGAGCAUAAUUUGUUGGCUGUCAGUCAAAGUGUUUUAGCACCUCUUAUAAGCGUGGAUCCUGCCGACAAACCGCCAGCGAAAAGAUUGAACUUUGCUAGAUUGAUACUGUUGUAUGUUAAAAGAUUUGAGUCGUCGGAUCCGAAAGAAAGUCUUCAUUAUUUAUUUUUAUUGAGAUGUAUGAAAGAUCCGUAUGAUCGUAAUAUGUUUGCUGCAUCUGCCGCGGAAAUGGUAGUAGAUGCCUCCCCUGCAAAUCGCGUUUUGUUGGUUGGAAAACUUGACAAAGAUCGAAGACUUCCAGGAAUCUUAGAUCAAUUCCAAAUCAAUACAGAAGAUGUGAUAAAUAUAUGCGCCGAAACGUUGUACAGGAAAGGUCUGCUCGAAGACGCAGUCAUGAUGUAUGAUUUAGCUGGUAAUCACGAAAAGGUUCUUAGUUUGAUGUGCACUCUUUUGACGCAAGUUGUUAGCCAGAGAGGCUCGCCUGGUUCUUUCAGAGCGCGAUUACAGGCUACAGCUAUGGACAUCAGUGCGAGAUACAAAGAUAAUGUGAUUCAAGCGCCUUCAGAAGUGGUAUUUUCGUUCUAUACCUUGAGAGAUCUUAUGGUAUUUUUCGAUCAAUUCCAUAAUGAGCAAUAUCAAAGUGCGCUUAGGACAAUCGCGGAUUCAAAGAUGCUACCUCUUCAAGUGAAGGAAGUUGAUGAAAGGGUGAACGCUUUACGUCGGGUGUCACCCGAUGUGGCUGGCACAUUGGCUGAUGUUCUUUUAGCUACAAUGACGAUUUUGUAUCGUCAGUAUCAAAAAUUGCGAUGUGUCGAACCGGGUGAUGAAAUCGCGAGGGAGCAACAGUUGCACGAUCUUCGAGAGCAAGCGCGAGCAUUAACAAGUUUCGCAGGCACUUUACCGUAUCGUAUGCCAAACGAGACAAACAGCAAACUUGUACAAAUGGAGAUUCUCAUGCAUUAACGUUGAUUGCUAUUAAAUAUAAUCCUUUGAGUUUGUAA
Molecule: messenger RNA, 2562 nt
Organism: Linepithema humile (Argentine ant)
Lineage: Eukaryota; Metazoa; Arthropoda; Insecta; Hymenoptera; Formicidae
Product: nuclear pore complex protein Nup93-like
Biological process (GO): poly(A)+ mRNA export from nucleus; protein import into nucleus
Cellular component (GO): nuclear pore
Molecular function (GO): structural constituent of nuclear pore
Source: RefSeq, a predicted model, not a curated record